CUGAUAAAAGGUCAUAUGAUUCAUUUCCGAGGAAGCGAAAUCACAGGAACUCACUUUCGACUUCUGCUUCACUGAAGCGUUGCUUUAUAGACACGAAAGCCUGUAAUCUUAUACUGUGUUUCCAAACGGUAAUGAUGUCGGCCGAUGGUGAUGCUAUGCAGGAGCAUUUGCGUUCCUCGGGAUAUCAAAUUCGUUCUAUAGACCCAAACAACUCCAGGAAAUAUGAUUCGUCCAUACCUCUUAUACUACCAAACGAUCACGAGUAUGAUUUAAAGACGAAAAGCCUGGUGAAAAAAGCCAAUGUGCAGCGCACUAAUUUGUAUCUUGUGCCAGAAGCCUUGGAGUUGCUGAAACUGAUCAAAUCGCCACUCGCUAUUCUGGCAAUAUGUGGACCGAUGCGAACGGGCAAGUCGUACAUCUUGUCAAGGUUGUUAGGUGAAGUAGACGCGUUUGAUCUUGGUCAUACAUUUGACCCGAAGACGUUUGGAAUUUGGAUGGGAACAAAGAUUCUUCUGGGCAAAGAUAAAAACGGGAAAGAGCAAGCUGUUCUCUUGUUGGACACAGAAGGAAUUGACGCUCCCGGUGCUAAUGUUACUCAAGACGCUGGCAUUCUCGUGUUAACCAUUUUGAUCUCGUCUAUUCUCAUUUACAAUUCUCAGAAUGUCCCGUACAAGAAAGAUUUGGAGAAAUUGGAUUGUUUCGUCCGUUUGGCGGAAGGUUUUGAGGUGAAGAGGAAUCAGGAGAUUGAAGUGGGGGAAAUCUCGCAGUAUUUUCCACAUUUUAUUUGGCUUCUUCGCGACGUUAGUCUGAUAACAUCUGACGACGGACACGGGGGGGAGAUGGAUCCCACGGAUUAUAUCAAAGAAAGGGUGCUCUCGAGAGGGAAAUCGUUUAAAGCAGGCAAGGCAGAUGAAGUUGGUCGUGCGAUCAUAUCAUUUUUUCCUGAUAUUGAGUGCAAGACUCUGCCUACGCCGCAUAGCGACGAGAAAGUGAUGCAAAACAUCGCACAGCACACGAAUGAUCUUAACCCAAAGUUUCAAAAAGGUGUACAAGAUUUCAUGUCGCAUUUAAUAAAAAAGAUUCAAAUCAACGGUGCUAAACAUGGCUACCAAAAGGGGUCCGCAAUCACCGGUUCUUUGUUGUGUGGAUUGCUUCACGAAUACGUGAAAGCAGUGAAUGAUCCUAACGCGAUUCCUUGUCUUGACAAUGCUUGGCAAAAUACAGUUGAUUUACUUCGCAAAGAAACCAUCGAGGAACUUACUGAGAAAUACAAAACUUCUAUGACGGCAAGAAUCAAGGCUGCCAGUGUUCGAGACAGGAUGACGUUUCCUCUGGAGGAAGAUGGGGCCAGUGUCAGAGGGACCACCUUGAUGGCGCUCCAUGAUGAAAUACUAAAAGCUCUUACAAAAGAGUUGCUGGAGAAAGUUGCACAUUUUGGGGCCGGAGAUGUCAAGGAUCUCAAGAAGAACAGUGCAGAAUUGGUGAAGGUCUUUCAGAAAAAAAUCGUUGAAUUGCGCAGAAAGAAAGCUUUCACAAUGGACGCCCGUGGAAAUCGAAAAGAAUACGAAGGAAUGGAAGUCUGCGGAGGGGUGUUGCUCGAGUAUAUUCGUAUAAACAGAACUCUAUCUACAGAAUUUUGCACAAAACUCUACCAAGAAUUAUUCGCACCGAUUCGAGGGAAAAUCGAGCACGAGAUUGAAACGUACACGUUCAAACAACUGGAGGCAGACUUCAUAAGAUUAAAUGAAGAGUAUUUGAAACGUGCCAUCGGCCCGGAGAAAUGGAACGUUCUCAGCGAGAUGGAUAAGAAAACGGUGGAAGCACAGAAAAUGAAUUUCAAGAAAUUGAAAGGAUAUCAGGAGAAGGUGAUGGAAGAGCGAAGACGAGCAAAGGAGGCAGAAAUUGAAGCUAGGAAAAGGGAAGAAGAACUGACAAAGUUACAUCAGGAAAAUGUCAGGGAAAAGGAAAAAAACGCGGAAAAUUUGAGAAAUAUGCAAGAGAAUUUUCAGACCCAAAUAGAGAAGAUGCGAGAGGAAGAGAAUCGACGCAUAGAGGAUGAAAGAAAAAAACUCGAAGAUCUUCAAAAAUCAAACUUCGCAGAAUUUCAAGACAUGGUCAAGGAGUUCAACGAGAGCCAGAGUAGAGGAAUGGAAGCAAUGAUGGAAAACCUGAGACUUGAAAGAGAACAAAGUAAAGAACAAAUGGGAGAAUUAGUUAAAGCCAUUGCUAAUAUCCCACCACCUGUCGUCAAAGUUGAGAGAGGUCGAUCUUGCUCCAUCAUGUAACACUUCAAGACAAUUGUAACUCGGAUAUCGAUGCAUGUAUUACCUUUAUGAACUCAAAUCUUCCGAUGUCAUUAACCUAAAUUCAACCAAUAAUAUAACUGAGUAACAAAGUAAAAAUUUUGUUGUAUAGACAGU
Dendronephthya gigantea is the source of this 2420-nucleotide messenger RNA. RefSeq names its product guanylate-binding protein 1-like. Lineage: Eukaryota; Metazoa; Cnidaria; Anthozoa; Malacalcyonacea; Nephtheidae. Gene Ontology annotation, molecular function: GTP binding; GTPase activity. Bases 132 to 2285 code for a protein of 717 amino acids. The record is from RefSeq and is a predicted model, not a curated record. The transcript is spliced from 12 exons.